Molecule: messenger RNA, 1225 nt
Organism: Chrysoperla carnea
Lineage: Eukaryota; Metazoa; Arthropoda; Insecta; Neuroptera; Chrysopidae
Product: thioredoxin-related transmembrane protein 2 homolog
Exons: 3
Coding region: 132-935 (267 amino acids)
Cellular component (GO): membrane-bounded organelle
Molecular function (GO): disulfide oxidoreductase activity
Source: RefSeq, a predicted model, not a curated record
UUUAUAACAAAAACUUUCAACAACAAUAAUAUUCUCUAAAUUUAUAAUUGAGAGUUUCCUGUUCUAAUUUGAAUCUAUCAUUUACAUUUUGCAUGUAAAAAUAGUUUUAGUUACAAUAAAAAGAAAUAAAAAUGUCGUUUAAACAUGAUUUAAUUUUAUUAAUAAGGCCGUAUUAUCUAUUUAAUAUUUUUAUCAGUUUAUCUUAUAUUAUUGCAAAACGUUUACCAAUAUUAUGUUUUUUUAUAUUCGGCGAAGUGGAAUGUGAAUUAGAUGGGCGUGAAACUGAAAUUCUUUUCUUUUUAUUAAUUGUUAUAAUGAUUCGAACUAGAAAAGCGGGAAGUGUGACGAUGAUUAACUAUUUAUCUUCGAGUUUUAUUUAUACAAAAAUUGCAAACAUGAUUUUAUGGUUCUACGCUGAUGUUCGAUUAGGACUCGUUUUCGUUGUAAUAUUCGUGUUGACGGGAUUAUUUUUACCGGAACCCACCUAUUCUGGACCAGAAAAUGUGAUCUACUUCCGAGGCCCAACUGGUUUAGAUGAAGAAUUAGCUCGUGAUAAACGAGUCACAUGGCUUGUGGCAUUUUAUGCCGUAUGGAAUCCAGCAUGCGUUAACUUUGCGCCAGUUUUUUCAAAACUAUCCAAUGAGUACUCACUAUCGAAUUUAAAAUUUGGUAAAGUUGAUGUUGGAAGAUUUCCCGAGGCUGGAAAGACUUACCAUGUCUCAGAUAGUUCAAUGAGUAAACAAUUACCUACCCUAAUUUUGUUUAAAGAUGGGAAAGAGGUUUUACGACGUCCGCAUGCCGAUACAAAAGGAAAAUUACAAAAAUUUUUAUUUUCUGAUGAAAAUAUUAAAGCUGCAUUUGAUUUGAAUAAUUUGUUUAGUGAGUGUAAGGGUAAAGUAAAAAAUAUGAAAAGUAUUCAUCCGAAAAAGGAUUAAAUUUUGGCCAAUUCAUGGAAUAUCGUAGUGCACAACUUCAUUGUAUUUAUUUUCACUGCAGGUCAUCCGAUAUUAGUUUUCGUUAGAUUUUAUCAUUAGGGAUGAAUGAGACGUUUGAAGUUAGUGUUUUUGUUUUGAACAUAUUCGUAUUUGUAAUUGUUACACGUCGGACUGUUACGAUAAAAAGGUAUUAUUCGAUUGGCCUCUUUCACAACAUAUUAUACUCGCAUACAUUAGCCCUGAUCCUUAUAUGCCUUUGCACUCUUAAUUUUUCUUCAAGGGUCAAAGAA